Molecule: messenger RNA, 1425 nt
Organism: Symbiodinium pilosum
Lineage: Eukaryota; Dinophyceae; Suessiales; Symbiodiniaceae
Source: the annotation of a GenBank genome assembly
AUGCUUCUGGCUGAGGCUUGGAUCUGGAAGUCGCAAGGCUGCUUGAACGGAGCCUUGUGCCUGCGGUGCCACCUGUGCCCCGCCGGAGAGAUCAAGAGACGCAAGAAGGACGGGAGACAAAGAUACAUGGGGUUGCUUCAAAGCUGCAAUGCACGGCAGGAGCAGCUGAAAAGGCUGACCGUGGGUACCGUGGGGCGAUGUGAAGAUGAGGAGACAGGAAGCACACAUCUCCAGAUCACACCGCUGCUAGCAGCAACAUCUUUACCUCCCGUGCCGCCGCCAACGUCGUCUCCAAUGGUGGACUUCCUGGACGAUGCAUUGCCGCCUGCUCCAACUUGGGACACCAAGGAUGCGGAACCCCUGCAACCUUUGGUGCCACCUUUGGCACAGCCUCUGGCACAGCCUUUGGCAUCAGUGGUGGAGCUCCCGGAACUCGCAGAGCCAAUUUGGAGACCUCCGCCGGGCCUUGAGCUUGAAAUGCCUUUGCCCCCAUGCCCGCCGCCAAUGAUGCCUCCAAGCUUGCCAUCAUUGGGAUCGGUGCUGCACGGCUCUGGAGAGUGUCAGCCUUGCCUGGACUUCUGGUCAACGGAGGGUUGUCCCAGGGGUCAUGACUGCAGCCAGUGCCACCUCUGCUCCGCUGAGCUCAAGGUGCAGCACCAGGCACGGAUGGCAGGCAUUGUCUUGCAGCCAAUUUCGCGGGCCUUGGAGUUCGAGGAGCCAAUCGACGAGCCAAGCGAACUGAGCGAGCCAAAUGCAAGCGCACAGCCAAAGUUUCUGGACCCCAUCCCUGGCCCCAGCUUUGAGCAACGCACGCGCUUUCCAUCUGAUCAGAGCCUGAAGCAGAGACUCGACAGAGUUCUGGACGAGCCGGAGGAUGUCCCAUGCGAGCGUGGUACGAAGCCACCUUCCACUUCCACCCUCCGACUCCCUGCUUUGCACGGCUGCGUGAUCUGCGGCUCGCGAGGAGUGGCUCUCGAACGGCUGCCAUCACAAGAUCUGGAAACGAUCCAGGCAGAUGGGCUGGCUGAUCUACCUUCGCUGGGGUCAGUCCUGCAUGCAAAAGGUUGCUGCAGCCCAUGUGCUUGGGUUUGGAAGCCGCAGGGCUGCCAUAACGGAAGCAACUGUGGUCGUUGCCACUUGUGCCCACCAGGUGAGGUAAAGCUUCGCAAGAAGGCCAAGGCCAGAGAAAGUUCGCCUGAUCCCAACUGCUGCAAUGUUUCAUGUGGUGAAAGUGCGCAGAAGCUGGUGCAGGCCAGGGAGGCUCGAAGUGCAGCCAAGGCUGGCCAGAAAUCAAGGGUUUCUCGUAUCAGAGAACAAGGAUUCAGCUAUCAACGCGGGACAACUUUCGGGACCAUUGGGCUGCUUCAGGGGCGAUGCGAGCUGAACACAAGCAGCGUCACUGGUGAACCUACAUUUCCCAGAUGA